Zootermopsis nevadensis is the source of this 1037-nucleotide messenger RNA. RefSeq names its product putative defense protein. The record is from RefSeq and is a predicted model, not a curated record. Lineage: Eukaryota; Metazoa; Arthropoda; Insecta; Blattodea; Termopsidae. Gene Ontology annotation, cellular component: membrane.
GUUUUGUGCGGUUUAUGGCCGCGACGCAAGGCAGAUCGAGCAGAUGCGUGGAGGGGGGGCAGGGGCGCAGGGGACGGGCCGAGUAUAAAACCAGAAGCAGACGGCAGAAAGACACAAGUCGCAUCAUGAAAGCAGCAGCGGGAUUCAGCGUUGUGGUGGCCUGCCUGUUCCUCGCGGCCGGGUCGCCCGUCCCAGAGGAUGUCCGCCCCAUCUCGUUUGCCGUGACCGUCACGCCGCCCACCACCUCCCUGAAGGGCCUGAUCGACGCCCAUGAGAACAUCAGCUCCGUGUGUGCGAGCAUGCUGCCGGCCCACGGCAACGCGCAGGCGCAGAACAGCGACGCGCCGUACAAGGUGGAACUGUCUGACACGACGGUGGCGCCCGGAGGCGUCGUGACAGUUGAGUUUUCUGGUGUGGGCGAGCAACAGUUCAAAGGUCUCUACGUCCAAGCCCGCUCGCCGCAAGACGUGCAGGUGGGACAUUUCCUGCCAUCUGAGGACAAACACGUGACCCUCUCCAGCUGCGGUAGUGGUCAGGACAACGCCGUCAGCUACAUCAGCUAUGAUUCGACACCCGCGUUCAGCUUCCGGUGGGUCGCUCCGGAUGAACCGACCACAGUGACAAUCACGGCCACCAUUGUCGAGACUUUCUCAAAGUUCUGGGUUGCAGUCAGGUUUGGUUCCGUGGAAGUGAAGAACUGAAUCCACGUGUUUUGACAGCUCCAAGCUGCAUCUCGUUACUGACGCAUGUACCAGAACCCAGUAAUGCCAUGAUCUACAGUUUGUCGCAACUUCUGUUCUGCGACGUCUAAGGAAAACAGUUCUUUAUUAACUGCAGCCCAAUUCCUCCAUAACAGCAAGUCCAUCGAGUUUCCCUCUGGAAGCCAUCCAUAAUUUCUUCCUGCAUUCCUGUAUCACGUGUUCCAUUACGCCGUUCAUUAAGAAACGGGCGAUCCUGGCCACAUCUGUGAGUAGACCUGCUACAUUUUGUUGGGCAUUUUUAAUUUCAUGUAUUCUGAAUAUAUUACAUUUCCUUCU